Hipposideros armiger (great roundleaf bat) is the source of this 5258-nucleotide messenger RNA. It is a transcript of the gene XPNPEP3, whose product is annotated as X-prolyl aminopeptidase 3. NCBI's taxonomy places the organism in Eukaryota, Metazoa, Chordata, Mammalia, Chiroptera, Hipposideridae. Gene Ontology annotation, molecular function: metalloaminopeptidase activity; manganese ion binding. The record is from RefSeq and is a predicted model, not a curated record. Gene Ontology annotation, biological process: proteolysis. The coding region runs from base 330 to 1853 and encodes 507 amino acids. Gene Ontology annotation, cellular component: mitochondrion. The transcript is spliced from 10 exons.
UCUCUGGUUGGAUCAACCGGUUACACGGUGCCUUAGAGGAGGCGGGGGAUAUCAGGCCCUGAAGGGUGUCAUUUAGAAUCGGAUACUCCGUGAGCGCGAGCACUAAGUAGAAUAUGACGUCAUGACGCCAAAAGGGCCAACCGGCUGAGCGGUGGUCACAGCUCUUGCGUGACGUCAGCAUUUUGCGCCUCCGUAGGAGGAAAGCCCGGAGACUAGCGCCACCGGAAGGGGAGGGGCGCUUGGCCCGGUAUCCUGGCGUGCCACUCCGUGGGCCGCGGCUACUCCGGCCGGUUUCCUCCUUCUCUUCCUGACGCGUGCUCGAGACCGUCAUGCUGUGGUUACUCUCAGCAACUAAGCUGGUUCCCGCCGUAGCAAGCUCCCGCAGCCUCUCAGGAUGCGUGUCAUGUUCACAGCGAAGGUACUCCCUCCAGCCCAUCCCAGAGAGGAGGAUCCCAAACCGAUACUUGGGCCAGCCCAGCCCCUUUACACACCCACACCUUCUCAGACCAGGGGAGGUGACUCCAGGACUAUCCCAGGUGGAAUAUGCACUUCGCAGACACAAAUUAAUGUCUCUGAUCCACAAGGAGGUGCAAGGGCAGAGCGGGACAGACCACACAGUCAUUCUGCUGUCCAACCCUACAUACUACAUGAGCAACGAUAUCCCCUAUACGUUCCACCAAGACAACAACUUCCUGUACCUGUGUGGAUUCCAGGAGCCCGAUAGCAUUCUGGUCCUUCAAAGCCUCCCUGGCAAGCAGUUACCAGCACACAAAGCCAUGCUUUUUGUGCCUCGGCGAGACCCCAGUCGAGAACUUUGGGAUGGCCCGCGAUCUGGCGCUGAUGGAGCAAUAGCCCUAACUGGAGUGGACGAAGCCUACGCACUGGAAGAAUUUCAACAUCUAGUACCCAAACUGAAAGCUGAGACAAACACACUGUGGUAUGACUGGAUGAGGCCUUCUCACGCAGAGCUUCACUCUGACUACAUGCAGCGUCUGACCGAGGCCAAAGCCAGGAGCAAGAACAAGGUUCGGGCUGUCCAGCAGCUGGUGCAGCACCUCCGGCUGAUCAAAUCUCCUGCUGAAAUUGAACGCAUGCAGAUUGCUGGGAAGCUGACGUCACAGGCUUUCAUAGAGACCAUGUUUGCCAGUAAAGCCCCCGUGGAAGAAAGUUUUCUUUAUGCUAAGUUUGAAUUUGAAUGCCGGGCCCGUGGAGCAGACAUCUUAGCCUACCCACCUGUGGUCGCUGGAGGUAAUCGGUCAAACACUUUGCACUAUGUGAAGAAUAAUCAACUCAUCAAGGAUGGGGAAAUGGUGCUGUUAGAUGGAGGUUGUGAGUCUUCUUGCUAUGUGAGUGACAUCACCCGUACGUGGCCUGUCAAUGGCAGGUUCACAGCACCUCAGGCAGAACUCUAUGAAGCUGUUCUAGAGAUCCAGAGAGCUUGUCUGACCCUCUGCUCCCCCGGAACAAGCUUGGAAAACAUCUACACCAUGAUGCUCACCCUGCUAGGACAGAAGCUUAAAGAGUUGGGGAUCGGGAAGAACAUCUGGGAAACUAAUGCCUUCAAGGCUGCUCGAAAAUACUGCCCUCAUCAUGUUGGCCAUUACCUUGGGAUGGACGUCCACGACACUCCGGACAUGCCCCGUUCCUUCCCUCUGCAGCCUGGCAUGGUGAUCACAGUGGAGCCAGGCAUUUAUAUUCCCGAGGAUGACAGAGAUGCCCCAGAGAAGUUUCGUGGUCUUGGUGUACGAAUUGAGGAUGACGUAGUGGUGACUCAGGACUCACCUCUCAUCCUUUCUGCAGAUUGUCCCAAAGAGAUAAAUGACAUCGAACAGAUAUGCAGCAGGGCCUCUUGACCCUCACUGCAGCCCACGUGUAUCUCAGGUUCAAGAGAGGUGUCCGUUGGCCUCUGGGCACAUGUGCUUUCUGAGUGUCUGUGUGUAUGCUUUGUAAUGCGUGUUCCAUUUGGGAGUGCAGCAGCUGUGUGAAGGUAUGUGAUUGUGUAUGUGGUCUUUUUUUAUUUUAAGUAACUAGAAAUCUGGAAGACUGAAUUUUUGAACUGUAUGUUACUGUAACUUUAGUAACAUUAAUUCUAUAGAAUUAAUGACCCAGGCAAGUUUAAUUUUUAAACAUAAAGAAAGAGCUCUGGUUACAUAUGUCCAUGCAUUCCAGUUAACACAUUUAAAUGUAAAGAAAAUUCUCCUUCUGCUCAGGUCUUUUCCUUUCUGCGCUUUUGCUGAGAUCCACUUAAUAUCGUAAGAUGUUUGUGUGAUGCUUAUAUUUGGAGCGAAUCACCAAGGUCUCUGCCUACACUGAAAGCCACCCAUCAGUGAUAGUGUAUGGCCAAUACAUACCUUCCAUAACUCCUGCCCACCUAUUCUAGAGCCUUCUACUGGGCCCACAUGAAGGCCUCACGUGCACUGGUGUCCUGCAGUCCCACCAUUCAUUCAGCCACAGUCCAGAUUCCGGAAACAUUAGCCAUCAAACAAACCAGUUUUGAGACUUUGUUGCUAUUUGGUUGCCUGGGACUUGGAAAGUGUUUAGAUUCUUAAUAAAAAAGGAAAUGGAAGAGAAGGAAAAGUAUAUAGGUGUCUGCUACAGAUCCAGACCGCCAUCCAUCUGUUCUCAAUCUAAAGAUGAUUCCUUUCCCAGACGUCCAUGCUUCCUUUAUAGAUUCUUAAUGCACUGACCCUCAUAGCACACCCUUGAAGCUGCCGCCCUGGCCAAGGGCAAAUCAUCUACUUACCCUGCUAGAGUCAGAGGAAUGGCACCCAGUUUUCCCUAUUAUCAUUCGGUGAUUACCUCUCUUGCUAACAAAAACAAAAUGUGGACCCCACCAAGUGCCUAUAAACAUUCUCGGAUCCUUUUCUUUCUCUGACGUUAGCCCUGGAAGGGCAGUGAUAGUCUUAUUUCCCUCAACACAGCGUUGGUUGCAAUUAUACAGGAACUCAGUUUGCAAAGUGACCAGGGCUAGAUUAUUGCAGAUGGGUUAUUGGGGAGCUUCUGACUUUAAAAAGGGAAGCUUUAAGAACUAGUGUGUGCCCCUCUUUUAAACCUGGGUAUGAGCCCAGGAUGUACAAAACGUGCUGAUUGUUAGAGCAUGAAUUUGAGGGGUUUUAAGAAAAUAUCUGUAUUAGCAAAGCACAAGCUAGGAGAUUAACACUCCCUGUAGUACUAGAGUUUGCCCAUCUUAUCAGCAAAACCCAAGGUACAGAGUCCAAAGCAGACAGGCAGUGACUUCAUCAGGAGACCAAGAUAGUGAUAGAAACCAUGUCCUGAUGGCCCUCACCCACAAAUGCUGGACUUUGCUAGCCUUAUUUCAGCAGCUGUGGGGAUGAACGGCUGCACAGCUGGAGUCAUCAUCCCCAGGCCUGCCCUCCCUCCAGCAUCUCAGUCCUGUGCCACUGUCAAAAAGAGGAUACUGAAAAUACAUUCACAACUUGGGCUUCUCACUCCCUGGGCCUCUGUGGCCCCAGCAACCCUGGGAUUGGGUUUCCUUUGUUCAUUUACAAUCCUGCAAUAAGGAAUUUCCUUUACUUCCUACAAAGCAUUUUCUGUGGUCUUCAGCUUUUUAGCUAAUCGCGUAGGUGCCUUUUCUGUAAAGCAGCGUACUUGGACGUGAAACAGACUCCUUCCGGUUGGAUUCCAAUCACGUUCUGCAGAUGUCGCGAGUAGGAGUUAGAAUGGCUGUUGUGAAUUCUCCUGGUGAUUUUUCAGUCCCUGACCCAGGGACUAUAUUGUCCUUUGAAUCCCAUGUUACCAUGGCAGCUAAACAUUUUAAUCAGACUAUCAGAACCAUCAAGAGAUGAUGCCGUGGUCAUCUCAGAGCAAUGUUUUAGGGGCUGUCUGAUGUACCCAGGAUUCGGGAGCAGGUAAUCAUGCAUAGUGCAUUCUUCGCCAUGCCACAGACAUGCCAUACAUUUCCCUCUAAAUAUAACAAAUAUAAGUCUUUGUUAUAUAAGUCUAAAUAUAACAAAUACUUCAUAUAUACAGCAGGCUGUCCUAGAAUGAGAACCUCGAUUUUAAAAACUCCUUCAAAUAUUCCACUGGAAUCUGUCUCCCUGAACUGAAGAGAUGAGGUUGAAUCAUUAAUGAUACCAUCUAAAUGAAGGCAGCAGAUCUAGAUAGGCUCUGCCUUUUAUGUGUUUAUUUCAGGAAUUGCUAUUUUUUUCUCCCUUAAGGAAAAGGACUGUGUUUUUUACUUGAAACACAGCAAUGGAAACACUGGAGUAAAAACUCUCUUAGUCCCAAGUCAUAAUAUCCAAGUUAGAAAGGUACCUCAAGGUGACUUCAAGCUCUCUGUGUGCGUCUUCUUUCAAAAUAUUAUUUUCUCAUUAAUUUUUAUAAGGUCAGAAAGGGAAAACUCCUAUUAUAGAUGUUAUAUCUUAAUUGAGAUUAAGAUCCAUGAGAUAAGUUAAAUCCCCCAGAUAAAGACAUUGUAACUCACAGAAAAAUUGGGCUUUGUAUAUUUUUCAAAACGUACACAGUCAACACCCUCUUCAGCUUUCUUAGUAAAAGAAAGCUUGCAAAUAUGAUACAUGAGAGCUGCCUCUGCUUCUCCUGUGCCCAUGUCACAAGUCAAGUACAGGGACUGUUCCAUCAGCCCAGCUAUCAGGAAACACAGUGUUUCAAAUAACUGCUACCAGUAAAACAGUUGGAAUUGGAAUUAGACCCUACCUGCCAUCCCUCACCUGGCAUUCAAUAGAUGAGAAUGUAACUUAUUUGUGUGUGUAUUUUAGAAACUAAGUGAGGGUUCAGGAUGGUGGCAGCAUAAAGGACUCUGCUUAGAAGAGGUUUUUAUGGUUUUGUUAAUUUUUAAAAUUUAAGUUGUUAGGGUUUAGUUUUAAGCCUGGGCUAAUAUACUUCAAAAGCUGAAGUGUUUAAUACUCCGGGUAUAAUGAGAAGGUGAAUUCAUCUUGAAAGCCUAAUGUUAGAGCAGAAUUCCAAAGCACGUGGGUCUUGGCUGCUCCUUACAUCUGCUUCACUCAGGAACUUGGGGUAAGCAUCAUUAUUGUUCAGAUCAGGGAUCCUCAUGAAAUCAAGACUCUUGGGGUGUGCUUCAUGAGGCUCUGAGAGAACUAGAAUCUUUGUUAGCAUUUCUUAAUGCUUUGUAUGACUUUUGUGCAAUUAUAUAAAUUCAAUUUGGACAAAACGCUGUUACUGUUAAGGCUCUGUCCACUGAAAAUAGAUAAGUCAUCCCCCAACAGGGGAAAAGCAUUUGUUACUGUCAUUUUAAAAAUAAACUGUAAAACAAUAUAAAA